Trichomonas vaginalis G3 is the source of this 954-nucleotide messenger RNA. Its product is annotated as protein of unknown function, DUF4106 family. Bases 1 to 954 code for a protein of 317 amino acids. Lineage: Eukaryota; Parabasalia; Trichomonadida; Trichomonadidae. The record is from RefSeq and is a predicted model, not a curated record. The transcript has a single exon.
AUGCUAAGUCAAAUGAAUUUGAGUUCACUCAAAAAUCAAAUAUCAGAUGUCAAAAAGUCAAACAUAGACAUACAGAAACAAAUAAGUGAAAACGAAAAGAAACUAGAAUAUGACAGACACACAAAGAAACUCAAUGAGUUAAACGUAGAGAAAAAGAAGAAAGAAGAACAACUGAAAGAACUAAGUACAGAGGAAUAUGCGAAAAAAGUGUCAGAAAAAGCAGCAGAAGUAGCAAAAAUGGAACAAGAUGUCAUAAAUUUGAAAAACCAUACUACUCAAUAUAAAGUACUGAAAGAUGAAGAGAUAAAACAAAAAGCCCUGAAGACAUAUAUGGAUAGCGAUGAGUAUAAAAAAGAAGUUGAAGCAAAUGUAAAGGCAGAAAAACUUUUACAGUUGCAAAACCAAACCGUACAGUAUGAAAACUUAGCACAAGAAAGUAAAAAUAACGACGCAGCCAUGCAAAAGGCAAUGAAAAGCGCAGAAUAUAUAAAAGCUAACAAUGACUGGUUAGAUGCCCAAGCCAACGCUAAAGCAGCCCAGCUUAUAGGGUCAAUAAGGACAAAAAUACAAGCGGAUGAAGACAGUUCAAAUGAAGCUUUAACGAAUGCUGACUUUAAGAACGCCUUCGAAGCUCUUCAUAGUAAGGUGAAACAAGUGAACGACUUCUCAUCUGGAAAGAAACUGAAGUCUGAAGGUUUCGACAAAGAGUUAAAAGAAGUAGCACAAAAUAUGACGAAAAUAACAGAUGCAGCAACGAGACAGGCAGUUCAAAGUGCCUAUGACGCCGUUAGAGCAACUGUUGUAGAAAGUCAAGAAAAAGAGUUACAACAGACCAAAACAGACCUAGUAAAUGCUUUCUUAAGAACGAAAAGUCAGGUAGGACAUUACGCUGCAGAUGGAACAUAUGUGCAGCUGGUGGAACUUAUAUACCAGCUGGUGGAACUUAUAUACUAG